This is a messenger RNA of Auanema sp. JU1783, 795 nucleotides long. NCBI's taxonomy places the organism in Eukaryota, Metazoa, Nematoda, Chromadorea, Rhabditida, Rhabditidae. The record is from the annotation of a GenBank genome assembly.
AUGGAACUUAAAAAAUUGAUGGAACAUAUUUCUAUUAUUCCCGAUUACAGACAAACCUGGAAAGUGAAACAUAAAUUGUCGGAUAUUCUACUGUUGACUAUUUACGCUGUCGUUUCUGGUGCAGAAGGCUGGGAAGAUAUAGAGGAUUUUGGGGAAACACAUCCCGAUUUUUUGAAGCAAUAUGGUGAUUUUGAAAAUGGUAUUCCUGUUCACGAUACCAUUGCCAGAGUUGUAUCCUGUAUCUGUCCUGCGAAAUUUCAUGAGAGCUUUAUUAACUGGAUGCUUGACUACCAUUCUUCAGAUGAUAAAGACGUCAUCGCAAUUGAUGGAAAAAUACACCGGCAUUCUUAUGACAAGAGUCGCCGUAAGGGAGCGAUUCAUGUCAUUAGUGCGUUCUCAACAAUGCACAGUCUGGUCAUCGGACAGAUCAAGACGGAUAAGAAAUCCAAUGAGAUCACAGCUAUCCCUGAACUUCUUAACAUGCUGGAUAUUAAAGGAAAAAUCAUCAAAACCGAUGCGAUGGGUUGCCAGAAAGAUAUUGCAGAGAAGAUACAAAAACAGGGAGGUGAUUAUUUAUUCGCUGUAAAAGGAAACCAGGGGCGGCUAAAUAAAGCCUUCGAGGAAAAAUUUCCGCUGAAAGAAUUAAAUAAUCCCAAGCAUGACAGUUACGCAAUUAGUGAAAAGAGUCACGGCAGAGAAGAAACCCGUCUUCAUAUUGUUUGCGAUGUCCCUGAUGAACUUAUUGAUUUCACAUUUGAAUGGAAAGGGCUGAAGAAAUUAUGCGUGGCAGUCUCC